Messenger RNA from Schizosaccharomyces cryophilus OY26, 2380 nucleotides. RefSeq names its product wybutosine biosynthesis protein Tyw1. The record is from RefSeq and is a predicted model, not a curated record. The coding region runs from base 66 to 2126 and encodes 686 amino acids. Lineage: Eukaryota; Fungi; Ascomycota; Schizosaccharomycetes; Schizosaccharomycetales; Schizosaccharomycetaceae. Gene Ontology annotation, biological process: wybutosine biosynthetic process. Gene Ontology annotation, molecular function: catalytic activity; 4 iron, 4 sulfur cluster binding; FMN binding. The transcript has a single exon.
CUCUUACAGGCUUAUUGAACUUUUCCUUCUUCCAACUACCAGAGACGUUAGAAAGAAACGCCAACAUGUGUUUUGAUCUUGCGUUUUUGGAAGAAAAAUGGGGGACUUACAGAGGUUUAGUUUUUUAUUUAGUCCUCCUUUUGCCCGUUGCAGCUCAUCUAAUUAUAUCGCGAAAUAAGAGGCAAUUGGCCGUUCCAGCUGAAGGAAUUGUGUUAAAUGAAAAAGAGAAUGGAAAGCAAAAGAAAACGACAAAGAGGUUUACUAGAAAGAAUAUGAAGACUAGACCUGUUCAGUCAACUUCGAAGUCUCAGAACGAGAUUGAUUUGCAAAAUUCGCCAAUUUGCAUCUUCUAUGCCACUUUAGGAGGAACAGCUCAGAGAUAUGCUAAUGAAGUACACAAGUUGUUAUCGACGAAUCUUCAAAGAGAUGAUUUGCAAUUGUUGAGUUUGGACUAUAUCGAUUUGGAAGAAUAUUUCCUUUAUUGCCCAGAGAAUGCCGUCUAUCUUCUUGUUUUGCCCUCUUAUGCCAUUGAAAGUAGUUUAGAUUUCUACUUGUCUACUUUACGUGAGACUGUUUAUGAUUUCCGUGUUCAGAAAAAUCCAUUACAAAAAUUGUCUGGGUAUGCCGUGUUUGGACUCGGUGACAUGGACAAUUAUCCUGGUGAUAUGUUUUGCUAUCAAGCCAUUGAAGCCGAUAAAUGGUUAAGCAAGCUUGGUGCCCAACGAAUUGCUCCUAUGGGUAUUAUGAAUACACAAUUAGCUUCUGCAACUCAAAUUGACGUCUUAACUCAAUGGACAAAUUCUGUCAUUGAACAUAUGAGAAAAGGAACAUUGUUGCGCCCUAUGGAUGAAGGAGAAGGUAAUUCAGACGUAAUGGAUGUUGAAGAUAUGGGUCCGAUGAUGGCCAAAGCCAAGACAGAAGCUUCAUUGCCCAUUGGCACCAAGGAAAUGGUUUCUACCGUAUCUCCAACUUACAAAGCACUGACAAAGCAGGGUUACAGUGUUGUUGGCUCUCAUAGUGGUGUUAAAAUUUGUCGCUGGACGAAAUCUGCUAUUCGUGGACGAGGUUUUUGCUAUAAAUACAGCUUCUAUGGCAUCCGUAGUCAUUUGUGUAUGGAAGCUACGCCUAGUUUAGCUUGUGCCAACAAGUGUACUUUUUGUUGGCGCCACGGCACGAAUCCAGUUGGUACGGAGUGGCGCUGGAAAGUAGAUCCUCCAGAGUUAAUUUUGAAGGGAAUCCUAGAGUCACAUUACUCAAAAUUGAAAUUAAUGCGAGGUGUACCUGGAGUCCGCCAGGAUCGUUUUGCGGAAGCUUCUCGUGUGAGACAUUGUGCAUUGUCAUUGGUCGGUGAACCUAUCUUUUACCCAUACAUCAAUGAAUUUGUGGGAAUGCUACACGAACGAGAGAUCUCUUCAUUCCUUGUUACGAAUGCUCAGCACCCAGAAGCAUUCCAGAAGAUGGGAAUGGUGACUCAAUUAUAUGUUUCAAUUGACGCCAGCACAAAACAAAGUCUUAAGUCAGUCGAUCGACCCUUGUUUAAAGACUUUUGGGAGCGGUUGCUGACGUGUUUGGAGAUUUUGCGUGAAAAGAAGCAAAGGACGGUAUAUCGAAUGACUUUAGUGAAAGGAUUUAACAUGGAGCAAAUUAAAGAAUAUACUGAACUUAUUCGUUUGGGCAUUCCUUGUUUUAUUGAGAUUAAAGGAGUGACUUACAGUGGAAAUUCGGACCAGUCGCCGUUAACGAUGAAGAAUGUACCAUACUACGAAGAAGUUAUUGACUUCACAAAGAAGUUAAUUGAAAACAUAGAUAAGUACUUGGGAGAUUUAGGUGUCAAGUAUGAAAUUGCCGCUGAGCAUGCUCACAGCUGCAGUUUAUUGGUUGCGCAAACUAAAUUUAAAAAGGACAAUGUAUGGUACACGCACAUUGACUAUCCCAAGUUUUUUGAGUUAUGGCGUUCGAAAAAAGAUUUUGAUCCUUUAGAUUACGUAGCUCCUACCCCAGACUUUGCCUAUUAUGGUAAUGGUGGGUUUAGUCCCGAAGAUGUUCGAUUUGUCCGGAAACAGAAAAAUAAAGGUCAGCCAGGAACGACCCCGGCGCCUGCACCUGUUUCAGAGAUUGCUGCUUGAAUUAUGAGAAAUUCUUAGAUAGCAUAGGAUGUUUUAAGGUUUUGGGAAUUUUAGAAUAAGGAAUGACUCGAAUGUAUCUAUAUGGGUAUAAUAGGUAAACGAAAAAGAAUGGCUUUUUACAAAUUGUUAAAGAAUGGUUAAUUGUUUUAAUAAAUACUUUCAUUUCUCCUUAUAUUUAUUCAAUUAUCUAUGAAUGGAUCUUGAUGAAAACGGUUUGAUUGAAAUUUUCUUUUUUCCUACUUUUGUAAAUAAAC